Eurypyga helias (sunbittern) is the source of this 666-nucleotide messenger RNA. Its product is annotated as dihydropyrimidine dehydrogenase [NADP(+)]-like. The transcript is spliced from 4 exons. Gene Ontology annotation, molecular function: NADP binding; iron-sulfur cluster binding; dihydropyrimidine dehydrogenase (NADP+) activity. The record is from RefSeq and is a predicted model, not a curated record. Gene Ontology annotation, cellular component: cytosol. Gene Ontology annotation, biological process: uracil catabolic process; thymine catabolic process. Lineage: Eukaryota; Metazoa; Chordata; Aves; Eurypygiformes; Eurypygidae.
AUGUCCCUGAUAGCUGAUGUACUUUUGUAGGUGUGCAGUGCAAUCCAGAAUCAAGAUUUCACUGUUAUUGAUGACUACUGCACUGGACUGCGAGCUCUGCUUUACCUGAAAACCAUUGAGGAACUUGAAGACUGGAAUGGACAGAGUCCUGCAACCAUGCGUCAUCAGAAAGGAAAACCGGUGCCUACCAUUGCUGAUCUGGUGGGAAAGAAACUACCUAGUUUUGGGCCUUACCUGGAACAACGCAAAAAGAUAAUAGCUGAGAACAAGAUUAAACUGAAGGAACAGAGCAUGGCUACUGUGCUUCCGGAGAAGAAGCAUUUCAUUCCAAAGAAGCCCAUUCCAGCAAUCAAGGAUUUAAUUGGAAAAGCACUGCAGUAUAUUGGAACAUAUGGUGAGCUCUGCAACACAGAGCAAGUUGUGGCUCUGAUUGAUGAGGAAAUGUGUAUCAACUGUGGCAAAUGUUACAUGACCUGUAAUGAUUCUGGCUACCAGGCUAUCCAGUUUGAUCCCAAAACCCACCUGCCCACAGUUACUGACAGCUGUACAGGCUGCACCCUGUGUCUCAGUGUCUGCCCUGUUAUCGACUGCAUCCACAUGGUUUCCAGGACAACACCCUAUGAACCAAAGCGCGGGCUGCCCUUAGCCAUGAACCCUGUGUAUUGA